GCUGGCGGCUGGCGGCUGGCGGCAUGGGCAGCAGGGCGGGCCCGCGGCGCCUGCGGAGCUAGUGAGUGAAGAGCGGCGGCGGUCUGUCCGCGGCAGCAUCCUCGUGCUGGGCUGGGCGUGAGCGCGGCGCCCGGGCUCCGCCGUCCUCGUGCCUCUUCCGCCGGGGUCGCCAGGGCCGGGCCCGGGAGCCCACCGGCGCCACCCUGGGCCCAGAGCACUCGCGGGCCUCCCGGCCAAUGAUUCAGAAGUCGCGCCCGGCGCUGCUGCCGUCCCAGGAUGUGGGCGACACGGUGGAAACGCUCAUGCUGCAUCCGGUGUUCAAAGCUUUCCUCUGUGGCUCCAUCAGUGGGACCUGCUCCACCCUGCUCUUCCAACCUCUGGAUCUCCUUAAAACGCGCCUGCAGACACUCCAGCCCCCCGGCCAUGGGUCCAGACGUGUUGGGAUGCUGGCUGUGUUCCUGAAGGUGGUUCGCACGGAGAGCCUUCUGGGCCUUUGGAAAGGGAUGUCCCCUUCCAUCGUGAGAUGUGUCCCUGGCAUGGGAAUCUACUUCGGUACUUUCUACUCUCUGAAGCAGUAUUUCUUGCGGGGCCAUCCCCCUACUGCCCUGGAGUCGGUCAUCCUCGGUGUGGGCUCUCGCUCCAUUGCGGGGGUCUGCAUGUCCCCCAUCACCGUGAUCAAGACACGCUACGAGAGCGGGAGGUACGGCUACGAGAGCAUCUAUGCCGCCCUGAGGAGCAUCUACCGCAGCGAGGGGCACCGGGGCCUCUUCAGCGGCCUGACGGCGACGCUCCUGCGUGACGCGCCCUUCUCAGGAAUCUACCUGAUGUUUUACAACCAGACCAAAGGCCUAGUGCCCCACGACCAGUUGGACGCAGCCCUUGCUCCUGCUGUAAACUUUGGCUGCGGGGUAGUUGCUGGUAUUCUGGCCUCUCUGGUGACUCAACCUGCAGACGUUAUCAAAACCCACAUGCAGCUCUCCCCGGCGAAGUUCCAGUGGAUUGGCCAAGCGGUGACCCUCAUUUUCAAAGACUACGGGCUGCGUGGCUUCUUCCAAGGCAGCGUCCCCCGGGCUCUCCGCAGGACUCUGAUGGCUGCGAUGGCGUGGACAGUCUAUGAAGAGAUGAUGGCCAAGAUGGGCCUCAAGUCCUGACGGAGGAGGGUGGGCAAGGGUGGAACCUGUGCCCUGGUCGCUUUCUUCCAAGGGCUGCUGCAUCCCACUACCCUGCAGUCAGACGAAGGCCUACCUGGAAGGCGGGCAGAAAAGUUGUGGCCUUCAGCCACCCUGUUCAAGGAGAGAACAGAUGGGCCCGACCACCACCGAGGCGUCCCCCUGGGGCGUCGUGCAGAGGCGUUUCCGGAGGGAGCUCUGUCGGAUGUGCUCCGUGGAUGUGUUCUCUGGUGAGGAAUCAGCGCCAGAGAAGCUGGGGGCCUCCUGCUGUGCCAGAGGCACCCGUGCCGGCUGUCAGAGGCGGUGUCAGGGUGAGGAAGAGCGGACGGCAUUGCUUAACUGGCUCCCCAGCCACUUCUCAGAAGCUCUGGAGAAUGGAGACAGUGGCUUCCCUACUUCUUAAUGUCCAAAUAAAAUGUUCCUGAUCUUGCCCCUGCACUGUUUCCAUGCUAAGUUCUAACAUUUUCCUGCAACUAAAGCGUUGUGUAUAUGUACAGACACAUGCAUUUAUAUAUGUGUGUAUAUACGUAAAU
Molecule: messenger RNA, 1702 nt
Organism: Lepus europaeus (European hare)
Lineage: Eukaryota; Metazoa; Chordata; Mammalia; Lagomorpha; Leporidae
Gene: SLC25A38
Product: solute carrier family 25 member 38
Exons: 7
Coding region: 237-1151 (304 amino acids)
Biological process (GO): glycine import into mitochondrion
Cellular component (GO): mitochondrion; mitochondrial inner membrane
Molecular function (GO): glycine transmembrane transporter activity
Source: RefSeq, a predicted model, not a curated record